AUGUCCGACUCGAACAGCAAUGGAUCAUCCUCUUCGAACCCAACGUCUUGCAACCCGCUAAGUGAUAUCGCAGGACCUGGGGUCGUGUACGCCACGAUCAUUCUCGCGAUGAUAUCAACCAUAUUAUCCAUCUUAAUGGUCCUCGUUCAUCCGCACUACAACCGGAGAUCAAGCUGGAUGUCAGGAAUCAGACUAAGCCACCACGGCAGACAAGGCAAAGUCGUUACCAUUUUGGAAGAUACCUUGAGAAGUCUGGGUAUCACUCAAUUGAUCACGGCUCUAGCGCUUGUGAUCAGUGCCAGGAACCAGUUUCUGCCGGAUGAGUUGGACGAUCCGCAUGCCGCUUUGGCCAUUUCUCAGGCGCUGCUGGCAAGUUAUAGUCAUAUGGCGCCGCUCGGCCUUCUGCUUGGAUCCGGAAAUAUCGGGAAGAAGUCGUUCUCGCUGAGAUUCCUGGCUAAUAUCACGACCAGUGUAUUGGCUACUAUAACAUACUUCCACCCGAGUCUUCUCGAUAGUAGCACCUGGCAGGAAGUGCUCGUUAUGGCCAUGUCAAUCCUCUCCUGCGGAAUGAUUGUGCUGUUGGAAGGCCUCCCGCUUUGGGAUGUCAUGAGUGUUCGAGGCAGGGCAGGACGGAAAGAUGUUGCAGCGGCUUCACCUCCGACCAUUGCUAGACUGGUGGUCGUGAUCAGCACUGUGUGUACUGCUAUCAUGCUUGGCUUGACGAUUUAUCUCAAGUUUUUCUCCAAGAUUCGCGGCUGCGACAUGUUCCAUGGCGAAGAUGGUGGCGAUGGUGAAUGGGGUUUCGGCCAGUGGUUGGCAAUACUCAUGCUUGCCGCUGUCGUGCUGUCAAUCAUCGAAGAGUUCACAGAUGUCAAAGUGCGCAAGUCCAAGAAGAAGCAUGCUAAGAUCCAUUAUGRGGGUGAUGAUGAUUAA
Molecule: messenger RNA, 933 nt
Organism: Ramularia collo-cygni
Lineage: Eukaryota; Fungi; Ascomycota; Dothideomycetes; Mycosphaerellales; Mycosphaerellaceae
Exons: 3
Coding region: 1-933 (310 amino acids)
Source: RefSeq, a predicted model, not a curated record